Messenger RNA from Diorhabda carinulata, 579 nucleotides. RefSeq lists its product as uncharacterized. The transcript has 4 exons. Gene Ontology annotation, molecular function: hormone activity. Bases 1 to 558 code for a protein of 185 amino acids. The record is from RefSeq and is a predicted model, not a curated record. Gene Ontology annotation, cellular component: extracellular region. Lineage: Eukaryota; Metazoa; Arthropoda; Insecta; Coleoptera; Chrysomelidae.
AUGUACUAUACAAAAUUAAUGUUUUGUGGAUUUUUCAUUGCAAUAUUUCGCGAAACGACCACAAUUAACCACGAUAUAUUUAAAAAAGAAAUAUACUGCGGCAAAAAAUUAGUUAACAUAUUAACACAAUUUUGUUUAGAACUUCCGACUCAUCAUCAUACAGGUGUUUUAGUAUUAAGUCGAAAUAAGAGACAGGUUGUUAAGGAAUGUUGUAAAAAUAAAUGUUCUUUAAGCUAUUUAUUGGAAAAUUACUGUGAAAAAGUUAAUACAAUAGCUCUUGAAGCAUUUGUAAAUAUAAGUGAUAAUAAAACUACGAAUGUACAAGUUGAUAAUCCAAAUUUAACAACACCUUCAACACCUUUCACAUCAAUUAAAUCAAGUUUUCAUAAAAGACAAAGGCGCAGAAGGAAAAGAAACUGCAAAUGCCGUGAACUACUUAAUAGAACACAGGUACUUAACAAAGAACUGCCUAAACUGUUACACAAAGAAAAUGUACCUGAAUCUGAAAUUGGACAGAUUGAGUUCCUUCAAAAACCAUUUUAUGUAUUUUUAACUUAAUUAAUAAAUAUUAGAUUUGGA